Messenger RNA from Chinchilla lanigera (long-tailed chinchilla), 2765 nucleotides. It is a transcript of the gene Fbxl20, whose product is annotated as F-box and leucine-rich repeat protein 20. Gene Ontology annotation, cellular component: SCF ubiquitin ligase complex. Lineage: Eukaryota; Metazoa; Chordata; Mammalia; Rodentia; Chinchillidae. Gene Ontology annotation, biological process: SCF-dependent proteasomal ubiquitin-dependent protein catabolic process. Gene Ontology annotation, molecular function: protein binding. The coding region runs from base 213 to 1463 and encodes 416 amino acids. The record is from RefSeq and is a predicted model, not a curated record. The transcript is spliced from 15 exons.
CCGGCGCCCGAGGUGUGGCCCGCCUGCCACCCCCGGAGCAGGGCCGGGCGCUCGGACCGCCCUCCGCGCUCUGGGCCAUGCACUGCGAGACGCUCGCCUCCCGGCGGCCCCCCAGACCUUCCUGCAGUCUCCCUUAAUGCGAUCCACCGGUGCGGUGGCGACAUCAGCAGCAGCGCUACCCCUAUCCCAAGACGUCCAGAAAGAGGAGGAAAAUGGCUCCGAGCAGGGAUCGCCUGCUGCACUUCGGGUUUAAGGCGACCAUGUUCUCAAAUAGCGAUGAAGCUGUAAUCAAUAAAAAACUUCCCAAAGAACUCCUGUUACGGAUAUUUUCUUUCCUCGAUGUCGUUACCUUGUGUCGCUGUGCUCAGGUUUCCAGGGCCUGGAAUGUUCUUGCUCUGGAUGGCAGCAACUGGCAGCGAAUUGACCUGUUUGAUUUCCAGAGGGAUAUUGAGGGCCGAGUAGUGGAGAAUAUUUCAAAACGAUGUGGAGGAUUUUUACGAAAGUUAAGUCUUCGUGGGUGUCUUGGAGUAGGAGACAAUGCAUUAAGGACAUUUGCACAAAACUGUAGAAAUAUUGAAGUACUGAAUUUAAAUGGAUGUACAAAGACUACAGAUGCUACAUGUACUAGCCUUAGCAAGUUCUGUUCCAAACUCAGGCACCUAGACCUGGCUUCCUGUACGUCGAUAACAAACAUGUCUCUCAAAGCUCUGAGCGAGGGGUGUCCACUGCUGGAACAACUGAACAUUUCCUGGUGUGACCAAGUAACCAAGGAUGGCAUUCAAGCACUAGUGAGAGGCUGCAGCGGGCUCAAGGCCUUAUUCUUAAAAGGCUGCACACAGCUAGAAGAUGAAGCUCUCAAGUACAUAGGUGCACAUUGUCCUGAGCUGGUGACUCUGAACUUGCAGACUUGCUUACAAAUCACAGAUGAAGGUCUUAUCACUAUAUGCAGAGGGUGCCAUAAGUUGCAGUCCCUCUGUGCCUCUGGCUGCUCCAACAUCACAGAUGCCAUCCUGAAUGCGCUAGGUCAGAACUGCCCUCGACUUAGAAUAUUAGAAGUCGCAAGAUGUUCUCAACUAACAGAUGUGGGUUUUACCACCUUGGCCAGGAAUUGCCAUGAGCUUGAGAAGAUGGACCUGGAAGAAUGUGUUCAGAUAACUGAUAGCACAUUAAUCCAACUUUCCAUACACUGUCCUCGACUUCAAGUAUUGAGUCUGUCCCACUGUGAGCUCAUCACAGAUGAUGGCAUCCGUCACCUGGGGAACGGGGCCUGUGCGCACGACCAGCUGGAGGUGAUCGAGCUGGACAACUGCCCCCUCAUCACUGACGCGUCCCUGGAGCACCUGAAGAGCUGCCACAGCCUGGAGCGGAUCGAGCUGUACGACUGCCAGCAGAUCACUCGCGCGGGGAUCAAGAGACUCAGGGCGGAGUUCCUUACGUCCCCUCACCAGGAGUCACCCAGGUAGAGACCAGCACCACCGAAAGAGUCACCAUCUGCCUGAGAGGCUCGGAAGGAGACUUUAUGGAAGAGGUGGGCCGGGAAAGUGCCCAAGCUGCACUUCCUCCUGCUGUGCCCCAAGGCCAGGGAGGUCGAGGUGAUGUCUUUUUUAUUGUGACCUUAGGAGAAAGCUUUCCCCUUCUCACUGCUCACCCUGUCUGCACCACACUGCUGCUCAUACGGAUGUGUUUCUCCGCCUAGCCCUCCCCAGGCCUUGAAGUUGAUAGUAACUUUUUUUCUUUUAUUGGCACUAGAGAAUGAGACCCUGACGUCUUAGAAAAUCCUAACUUGAGAGUUUCUAACUGGUAUGGUUUGAUUAAUUAAUUUAACCCUUCCCCAGACAAAUGAUUUUCUUUUCUAGUGCUAAGAAUAGAUCUUCACUGAGUGAAACCUUUGCUGCUACUUUCCUGGGUUUACAUGAGGUUUUCCCUUCAGAAUGCUUCUUAUCUGUACUUCUCUGAUGACUGUUAAUCUCUCAUAAGUACAGGAAGGGGUGUGCCUGUGAUUUCUCUUUUUCCCUUCACCCCCACUUCACACACUAACACCACUGUGGGUGGGCGCACUGCAGGUCUGGGCAGGGUGCCGACUGGGGAUCUGCCCUGCCCCGCUCCCACUCCGGGGUUGCCGUCAGGAGAGGCUGCUCACCGCACCCCACACACACUGGCCGCCACCCUUCUCCCAAACUGGCCCACCGGCUGUGCCCGUCUUCAGUGACCCUGAGGGCACAGACCCAACUGAUGUGGCCUGUGCAGAGCUCAAAGAGCUCUGAGGACUCCCUGCCUGUCACAGUCUGCCUGGGGACAGGGGCAGAUGGGCACCCGGUGCUGCUGGAGAAUUCUUACUUCAAGCCAGGCUGUUCCCUCCCUGCACGCGUCCUUCCUGGGGGUCGCAUGCAGAGGGUGGCUGGGAGCAGUCCCGUCCAGCCCUCUCCAGCCCUCAGACACUCUUCGGAGCGCAUCCUGUAGGGCCACUGCUUGCUUGUUGCUGCCCAGGGCCAGGCCGACCCCACAUGGUGGCUUCACCCCAGGUCCAGUGAGCUGCCCCGGUGACUGUGUCCACCACUUUUGGCAUCUAAGGAUGGGAGGGGGGUAUUUAAAAUAAAAUCCAAGGUGGCAGUAGAGGAUUUCUUUUGCUUUAAAAUCUUUGGACUAAAAAAAAUGUUUUUUAUAUAAAAAUAUAUAAAGUAAAUUGUUAUGUAACUAUUGUUUCCUGUAUGUUCUAAUUUUGUUUUAUGACGUAAUUAAAGGAAAUAAGCUGUGAAGACUUCUCA